Molecule: messenger RNA, 1989 nt
Organism: Rhizoctonia solani
Lineage: Eukaryota; Fungi; Basidiomycota; Agaricomycetes; Cantharellales; Ceratobasidiaceae
Product: Tyrosine kinase family catalytic domain protein
Exons: 11
Coding region: 1-1989 (662 amino acids)
Biological process (GO): protein phosphorylation
Molecular function (GO): ATP binding; protein binding; protein kinase activity
Source: RefSeq, a predicted model, not a curated record
AUGGAAGUACCUCCGGACCGGAGAAGCUCUCUCACAGCCCUCGCACCCCCUGCGGGCUGUGGGGUUCUCAAAGUGCUCGAUACUGCAGGCGUGGUCGGGAGUCCAUACAAGGCUUUUGGAAACAGUGCCUUGGGUGAUCAACGGAGCAAAUCGUAUGCCUUAAAUAAUACGCAUGCACACACGAGACUUAUUAUCACAGCUCCUCAACCCCAACCUGCCCUUGUCGCAAAAUCGACUGGGAUAUUAUACUGCUUUCUUGAUCAAGGCGCAGUUGUUGACGAGGGUCACCAAACAUGGAUUUGGUCAGUUGCUUUCUCCCCUGACGGCAACUCGGUCGCAUCUAGCUCUUACCGAACCAUCCGCAUCUGGGAUGCACAACGCCCAUUGGCCUCAAAUGAGUUAUUCGGGGGUCACACAAACUGGGUCCACUCGGUGUCAUACUCCCCUAUUGGAACCCUCAUGGCUUCCGGGUCUAUGGAUGGUACGGUUCGCCUUUGGAAUUUGAACACUGGUCGGCAAGAGGGUGAACCACUGGUCGGUCAUACCGGUUGGGUACACUCGGUAGCCUUUUCCCCUAAUGGCCGUCAUGUUACCUCUGGUUCCAGCGACUGCACUGUCGAACUGUGGGAUGUUCAUAGUAGAAAUUCGGCUUGUAAUUCACUCAAAGGUCACUCUGAUGUCGUUUGCUCGGUUGCAUACUCCCACAACGGUACCCAAAUUAUUUCUGGUUCUUGGGACUACACGAUUCGUCUGUGGAAUGUUGAGAGUGGAAAAACAGUAACGAAGCCUAUCUGUGGACAUACAUCUAGAGUUCGCUCAGUUGCUUUUUCUCCAGACGGCUCUCAGAUCGUCUCUGGUUCAUGCGACAAAACAGUGCGGUUAUGGGACGCUCGUAGUAAAAAAAUGGUUGACAAACCAUACAGAGGCCACGCGGGGUCUGUGCGAUCUGUUGCAUUUUCUCCAAAUGGCAUAUACAUUGCAUCUGGCUCCAUGGAUAACACAGUUCGUGUAUGGGAUAUCAGAACUGGGCGCGAGAUCAGCGAACCAUUCCAAGGACAUUCCAGCUCGGUGUAUUCGGUCGCGUUUUCUCCUUGUAGUAAACGUAUUGCGUCUGGUGGUACCAGUAAAAAGGUAGUAAUAUGGAGUCUAGCGGAUACUGGACCCGACGCGGACCUUCAUUCUUCAGCUCACAUUAAAGGCGAUCUCAAGCGAAUUGAAAUUGGAGACAUACAGCCAAUUAGCAGGUGCAUGUCACUUCACGGGUUGUUCGAUGCUCUUUUAAAUCACGGGUGUACCGAUUUAUCAACGAGCAUGGACCCACGUCAGGACAACGCAACGUUAGCUUCGGGGGGUGGGUUUGGUGAUAUAUGGAGAGGCGAGCUACACAACCGAUCUAAGGUUGCAAUCAAGGCAUGGAGAACGUUUUUAAUCGAACAGAGUGAUUACAAAACUCUUAAGCGCGCCACGCGCGAAAUCUAUUACUGGUCAAAAAUGAAGCAUGAGAAUAUACACGAACUCAUGGGAGUAAUUAUCUUCAAAAACCAAUCACUGGGUAUGGUUUCGGAGUGGAUGGAGAAUGGCAGCCUUCACGAAUAUCUGCGCAAAAAUCGCAAAAUCGAUCAUGGCCAAAUGUGUGUUCAAAUCGCAUCCGGCCUUGCAUAUAUGCAUCGACACAACAUAGUCCACGGCGAUCUCAAAGCUAUGAAUGUGCUUGUAUCGACAGAAGGUAUAGCCAAGCUGACUGACUUUGGGUUAUCAUCCAUGCCUUCGACUAGCCUUGCCUUCUCGGAAACCAGUAACCAGUCUGGAUCGAUUCGCUGGGUAGCCCCCGAGCUCCUAUCUGCAAUGGAGUCCAAAACUAAGCGCUCCGACAUAUAUGCGCUUGCAAUGUGGUUCAUCUCCAUGUUCCCACUGAAAAAGAAUACUCAUAGGAAGUAUUUACGAGAGAUGUACCAUAUCCACAGUGCCAGUGGGAUUUCCAGGUCAUGA